Nicotiana attenuata is the source of this 3239-nucleotide messenger RNA. Its product is annotated as ABC transporter A family member 11-like. The record is from RefSeq and is a predicted model, not a curated record. Gene Ontology annotation, biological process: transmembrane transport; lipid transport. Gene Ontology annotation, cellular component: membrane; intracellular membrane-bounded organelle. Gene Ontology annotation, molecular function: ATP binding; ABC-type transporter activity; lipid carrier activity. Lineage: Eukaryota; Viridiplantae; Streptophyta; Magnoliopsida; Solanales; Solanaceae. The coding region runs from base 146 to 3028 and encodes 960 amino acids. The transcript is spliced from 16 exons.
AGAACAUUAAAAAUAAUAUUAGUACCAGAGGUCCUAGAGACUUCACAUUUGCCAUUAUAAAUUAACCUCUCCAUUUUUCAAUCCCAAUAUCCAUAAUUUUUUUCUUCAAAUACUUCAAGUGUUAAAACCUCAAUCAAAUUUUGUGAUGGCUCAAAUGGAGCUGCAGAGGGGAUUUCGUUUAUUUUGGCAACAAACAAUGGCUUUACUGAAGAAAAACUUGUUUAUCUCAAUGAGAAGCAAAAGAGCAACAUUUCUUCAACUGUUCUCUUCACUCUUGUUUAUGGGUCUUUUGUUUGGAAUCCAAAAGGCCAUGGAUUAUAAGGCAAAACAUCCAUCUGCAGUCGGAGCUGUCACUGAUCCAAAGCCUCUGAUGAACCCAUCAAUACCUCCGUGUGAGCACAAGUUCUUUAUGAAACGUCCGUGUUAUGAUUUUGUGUGGAGUGGAAGUGGUAAUCCAAGAAUUCAAUCCAUUGUUAAUGGAAUUCUUGCUAAUAAUCCUGGUCGCUCCAUAUCUCCUACCAAGGUUAAGUCAUUUAGCACGAAAGACGAAUUGACAAAAUGGCUUCUCAAUGAUCCAAUGCGUACCCCUGGAGCUUUGCAUUUUGUGGAACGAAAUGCCACAGUUAUAAGCUAUGGUGUAGUAACAAAUACUUCUACAUAUAUUCCAGUUCCAAGGCAACCUGAAGAUCCUACUUUCAAAUUCCUAAUCCCCCUUCAGUUAGCUGCAUCUCGUGAAAUCGCGAGGUCUUUGCUUGGAGAUUCAAAGUUCAGCUGGAAUGUGGGUCUUGAGGAAUUUCCACAUCCUGUACUAGAAGAUACGGAUGAGAGCUAUACAUUACUAAACUCUGACUCCCGAAUGGAUGCUAUGCCAUUGGUCGAAAUGUUCAGUCCAAUCUUCUUCUAUGCAAUUUCUAUGUUUGGUUUUGUAUUUCAGAUUAGCUUAAUGGUUCUUGAGAAGGAGCUCAAACUUCGACAGGCAAUGACUGUGAUGGGACUUUAUGACUCUGCCUAUUGGUGCUCGUGGCUAAUAUGGGAGGGACUUAAGGCAUUCAUUUCCUCACUCCUUAUAGUCCUGUUUGGCAUGAUGUUUCAGCUUCACCUUUUCUUGAGAAACAGCUUUACGAUUGUACUACUUUUGUUCUUUCUUUUCCAAUUCAACAUGGUUGGUUUUGCCUUCCUACUGUCAAACUUCAUCCGCAAGUCCUCUUCGACCACAUCUGCUGGUUUUGCUAUAUUUGUAAUUGGUGUCGGGACUCUGACAUUUUCACCGGCCCUCUAUGAUGAUACAGACCUUAAAACAAGAUAUAGAAGAAUACUUUGGUCUUUUUUUCCACCUAAUCCUUUUGCUGGAGGCAUAAAUGUGUUACAAUAUGGAUCAGACAGUGACGGGAUCAGCUGGAGCAGGUUAUCAGGAUGUGAUUUGGGUGAAUCAUGCUACUCAAUGCUCCACUAUUAUCGAUGGCUUAUAUCAACAUGCUUCUUGUGGCUUGUUUUGGCUAUCUACCUAGACAAUAUCAUACCCAACUCAGCAGGCGUAAGGAAACCCCUUUUCUAUUUUAUAAAACCUGGAUAUUGGACAGGGCGAAGUCAAGAGAAGCCGGAAGUUGUUGUUUCAGAAAAUGCCCCCAUUUUAGGUUCUGGUUCUGCACUAUCAAAUGACAGUUUCUCCCAAGAUGAUGAGGGUGUUCUCGACGAGGAAAACAGGGUGAAACAACAAGUCAAGGGAGGUAUUAUUGAUCCCAAUGUUGCUGUUCAGCUACGAGACCUUUCCAAGACAUAUUCUGGAACAAUGAGCUUAAGUUGCCACUCUUGUUGUCUAUGCUGUUUUUACUGUACAUGCAAGAUUAAGAAAGCUUACAGAGCUGUCCAGGGUCUUUGGUUAAAUCUUGAGAAGGACCAACUGUUCUGUCUCCUAGGACCCAAUGGAGCAGGCAAAACGACUGCAAUUAGUUGCUUAACUGGCAUAACCCCAGUGACUCGUGGAGAUGCAUUAAUAUAUGGAAACUCUAUCCGAAGUGCGGUUGGCAUUUCAAACAUAAGAAAGCUAAUUGGAGUCUGCUCACAGUUUGACACUCUUUGGGAUGCAUUGUCUGGACAAGAGCACCUUGAACUCUUCGCCAGCAUCAAAGGAUUAUCUGCAACUUCAAAAAGAUUGGAAGCUAACAGUUUAUUAGCUGAUGUAAAACUUGAUGAUGUAGCCAAAGUGAGAGCCAGUGGCUAUAGUGGUGGAAUGAAACGUCGCCUUAGUUUAGCAAUAGCAUUGAUUGGAAAUCCGAAGCUUCUCUUUUUGGAUGAACCAACAACUGGUAUGGAUCCUGUAACUCGGAGGCAUAUCUGGAGUGUAAUUGAGGCUGCAAAGCAAGGGCGUUCAAUCAUUCUGACAACACAUUCUAUGGAGGAAGCUGAUAUUUUAUCUGAUCGAAUUGGAAUUAUGGCAAAGGGAAGACUUCGCUGCCUUGGAACUUCAACCACGUUGAAAUCUCGAUUUGGAGCUGGUUUUAUUACAAAAGUUAGUUUGAAUAAAGUUGCUGAUGAUGUGAAUUCUGCAGCUGCUAAUGUGAUAGACAGGAAACGUGAGGCAGUCAAAGAAUUCUUCAGUCAGCACUUAGAUGUCACACCAAAAGAGGAAGAUAAAUCCUUCUUGACUUUUGUUAUUCCUCACGAGAAGGAGAAUCAACUAGGAAAAUUUUUCUCCAAGCUAGAAAACAGGAAAACGGAAUUUGGCAUACUAAAUAUCCAGAUAGGUCUUACAACGCUAGAAGAAGUGUUUAUGAACAUUGCAAAGAAGGCAGAGCUAGAGGAAGCCAAAUCUGAAGGAAGCAUCAAGACACUGACAUUAGCAUCCGGAACCACUCUCCAGGUACCCUUAGGAUCGAAGUAUGUCGAGAUCCCAGGGACAACAUCCUCGGAGAACCCUCGAGGGCUUAUGGUUGAGGUUUAUUGGGAACAGGAUAAUCAUGGCAAUCUCUGCAUCUCAGGACAUUCUAAUGAAAUUCCAGUUCCACCAGGUCUUCAACUAACAACUUAAAAGAGAGGUUUUAUUGUAUACCAGUUUUAAGGAAUUGCUUCAGUUAACGUAAUGCUUUGUAUAAUAUAUCCUAGCCUCAUUACAAAAGAGUUCAAAUUUUAGUUAUUAUGAGCAGCGCAUGGAGACAAAUCUUGAUUUCGUAUAAUGAGAAUGAAUUAUAUUUAUAAGUUUCAAACAGUGAUAUUCAUGGAGACAAUUAGACAAAUAUUUU